Molecule: messenger RNA, 1688 nt
Organism: Drosophila ananassae
Lineage: Eukaryota; Metazoa; Arthropoda; Insecta; Diptera; Drosophilidae
Product: cadherin-related family member 5
Exons: 2
Coding region: 145-1626 (493 amino acids)
Source: RefSeq, a predicted model, not a curated record
ACUCUCAUGGAGAAGUUUUUCAAAUUCCGACUCUAUUGGUUGGAUUAAAAUGUAAUAAAUUGAGAAAACCGCAGCAAGCCGAUUCAAGGGUGGCAAAGGGCUUUUGGGGGACAAAGAAGUGUGGCCUAUUAGGAGUGUUGGAAGAUGUUCUGCUCGGAUAGCUGCGACUUUGGCUGCAAGGUCCCUUCCGGGGCCAAGGUAAACACAUGCGGAAACGGCCAACAGUCUGCAGCUGGUGUCCCACAGUCAUCCCAACAGCAGCAGCAACAGCAGUUCAACAUGUGCUUUGCUCCCCUGCCGAUGCAGACCAACAACGAAAUGUGUGCCAGGUGUGAGCAGGCAGAGCCUCCCAGAGUGGGCCUGUGCAUGGUUACCGAAGGUCCAGAGGGUUUGAGCAUUGAUUGCAACGUGCCCUUGCCCAAUUCUUUCAACCUGGACGAGUACAAGAAACAGAUGUUCUACUCCUGCUGUCCACCCACCAAUAUGAGUACUUACUACGAUAGCUACUCCUUGCCGCAAUCAGGGGUGUCCGGAACGUUUGUUGGCAUGAGUCCAGGCCAGGGUCUUAGUCCGAUUUCAAGUCCCAAUCCCAUUAUAUCGCCGGGAUGCAGUUUCCAUUGCCAGAGCUGCCCGCUGGGAGGAUCUUGUACAGGGUAUGAAUCUCUACCGAUGCCUUCCCAUCCGAUGCAGCCGACACCAGGGGCGUUGCCUUUGCCAAAGUCAGCAGGGAUUUCCCGACAAGAACCGGCCAUGUCUCCUACUCCGGCAAUGCUACCGCAAAUCUUCUGCAUGGGUGCUCCCAAUAACAACAAUGGCAACACUGCCUCAUGCAUGGAGGCCUCCAACGGCCUCCAACAGUCGGACCAACAGCCCAUGUACUUUUGUGGCAUGGUGCCGGCACAGGCUUGGAAUCUUCAGGCUAUUAAUCUGGUUCCAGUGAUGCCAAUACCGCAACAGCAGCAACCACUUAUAACAAAUUCUGGCCAGGAUUCGCAGCAGUUGUCGCCGCAGCAGCAGCAGGCGUCCCAAUUCCUACGUCUGCCCUGUGACCUGUCCUUUUCCCGCCUCCUCACUGAGUUACGGCGGGAGCGGGACAGGUCCUGCUGCGACUCCUCUGCCACGACUCCUUCAACCCAGCCGCUGUCCCUGCAACUGUUUGCACCGACGCAUACAGUGACCUUUUGUGAUCCACCAGCCACCACAAUGUGUGCUGCAGGUCCGGCAAAAAGAGAAGCUUCCACGUCUGUAACACCACCACCUGAUCCACCAGCCACCAGAUCGACACCACCAACAACAUCUCCGGCAGCAACAUCUUCGACAGUGCCACCGGACUCAAGUACUGCCACCGCCGCUGCCGCUCCGUCCAGAGCUCGUUCAGUUAGCCCAAAACGCAGCAGGUCUUGCUUGCGAAACAAGGACGUUUGGGGCGGCAGUGGACCCGCCCAAAGCCACCCCGCCUAUCCAUCUUCCGCCCAACACGGAUCUGGCAAUGUGUGCAUGAAAUGCGGCAAUUGCUGGCACUGCCCGCGCUGCAAUUGUCCCAGUUGUUCCAGUUGCUCUUGGCAUCCCGGCUUGCUGCGUCCACCUUCGAGAGAGAGCAGAUGCAGACAGUUCUCAGACCGAUAAAUAUAUCAGACCUGCUACCCCCAUAGAAUUCAAAUACAAUAAACAUCAACUAGCAAUAUGAA